Molecule: messenger RNA, 947 nt
Organism: Daphnia pulicaria
Lineage: Eukaryota; Metazoa; Arthropoda; Branchiopoda; Diplostraca; Daphniidae
Exons: 3
Coding region: 312-947 (211 amino acids)
Source: RefSeq, a predicted model, not a curated record
GAUUCAGAAGUUGAUCAACAAUUACUUAUCUCCUUUGCGUGAAAUAUCGGAAAUCCACAUCCCCAUCCGGGAUUUCUUAACUUCCCGUUUGCUUGAAUGUUUAUGCUAGCGUCAAAUACCUGCUAACCCGGGAAUACUAAAUGUAUUGUGAUUUUGUGGCGUUGUUGUGGUCGUUUAUUUUCUUAAAUAUUAUUUUCAGGAAAUUCGAGUAUGAAGAAAGAACUAAAUUUGCGGUUUCGAUUUGUUUGUUUUCAACACGCCAGAUACUGAAUAAAGUUGCCAAAUUCCACAUCGGUUAAAGAAAAUAUGAAAUGUACGCGGCCGAAGAAUAUUUUAGUAUUAAAAAACGCCAGAGCUUUGCGUUUCUCUGUUUGGAGGUCGAAUGCUGUGCCGCCGCACUGGACGCCGAGAAUUUGACAGAUUGGAACAUUGGCGACGGCGGAUUCAAAUGGCGGACCAACUGUUACUUUUACCGCGACGACAUUGGACAAAUUCCUCUUACGGAAGCUCAAGGAAAAGAGUGUGGUCGACUUUGUAUUUCCAACCCGCAAUGCAGCCAUUUUUCGUUUGGUUAUUUGAAUAAUUGUUACAUGCAGAAGGCGCCAUUGACGAAAUCUCGUCAAGAUGUCAAUUAUGGGAUCACAACCAUUUGUGGCAUCAUUCCCUGGAGGUUUGGAUCUGAACCAGCGAAAGAUGACUGGAAAAAUGACAACAGCAGUGGUGCUCAAAACUGCGGUUUUUAUGGAAACGACAGUUUGAUUUUGACGACAGAGUGCCGACAGGCCAAAGAUUGUUCCUAUUGGUACGAACAGGUUCUUCCCACUAAUGGAUCAACAUCCUGUAAAUUAGUAGAUGGAAGUUCAGGAUCUUGUUGCCCGGAGAACCCCAAGCUCACCGAUAAAAAAAGUAAUUUGUUGUCCUGUUCGAUCCUGUUAAAUGAACUAUAA